GGUGCCCUCCUCGGACAACGCCUGCGUUUUACCAAACACUCAAUAUGCUUCCAAACGUACGCAUUCAGUGUAUUUGUAAGGUCUAUUUUGAGGAUUUAUAGGAGUUUGUGUGUAGUUAAAAAACAUUGACUUUACAAAACAGGAAGAGAUUAUUGCUUGCGUUUCAGUUCAAGACCUCUCCUUUGGUAAUUUUAAAACAUCCGAAUUAUAUUAGUAAUUCUUACGAAAUGGUUUUAGCGACAUAAUUUUAUGGAACCUGAAGUAGAUCAGUGCUCUAUUGAUAGUUUAUAAGCUAUUAAACACAAGUACUGGCAUCAGGCAUGUAACACAAUGCACGGCUCUAGCCGCAAUUACGAUGAGUAAAGAUAGAAUCGCAUAAACGAUCUUCGGUCUGCGUGGCCGACUAACGGACAAACUAACAUACACCACAUUAUUGAGAGGAAUUCUCCAAGGAUAUCGCGACCUUCGUUUUGGGUCACGCGUCCGUAAUCACGUUAAAAUAAACAUUUGUAUGUCACUUGUUCUACUAAAGAAAUUAAGCACAUCUUGUUCAUUUGGCCUAAUUUCGACAUUAAUGAAUAACCAUGGGUGUCCGAUAACUGCUAGAAAACAACGCGAGGUAAACACGAAUCAAAAUGAGUGAAUUGAAUGUUAGGCGUAAAAAAUAUAAUUUAAAAUUCGGAAAAGUUCCAUUUGUAAUUUGUAAUAUUUACAUGUGAAAAUCAUAUUAGUUCGUAUUUUUUGCGUUACAAGUGUACGCCAGAACCAAACAAUGGCGGCGCCAGGAGUCGGCAUGGUAACCGCGUCAGCUAUAGCCCAAUGUUUAGUCUGUCAGUUCGCGCGUUCGGCGCGGCUUCUCGUUAUGGACAUAUACAUUACAUUUAGCACAUACUGCUGCGAAAUACAUCUGGAGUUCUACUUACCAACCAGGCUGUGCAGUGGGUUUCAUUCAUUCAAUACUCUCAGUAAACUACUACUUAGUAAAAUUCAUUCAUAAAUUAAUACAACUUUACAAUGGGAUAGUUAUUUAUGAAUAACAGAUUGGAACAAGACAGUCACCUGUGCAACAAUAGCGCAGCACACAUGAAACACGAGACACUGAAUGAAGCCCACUGCACAAGACCUGCAACUUACCAGCUGCCACUGCAAGUACACAUAAGGACAAGUCACAAUAUGGACAAGAGAUAUUCAUCAGCUGAUCUACUACAUCACAUCACAUUUCAAUCAUAAUUUAGAUGUUUACUUUGUUAACAGUAAAAAGCUGCCAAUCAGAUGCAUAUAGUGUAGCAGACCAGCCUGUUCUAACAUUCAAAUAGUCACUCAUUCUGCACAUGACUUGAGGAAAGUGGCAACAAUUCUGUGUAAUAUACAUAAUUUGGAAAAAAUAGUCUUAGCCAUAAAUACAGCCUCUUUUAGAAGCAGGCUAAUAAAAUUCUAAAAUCUACUUAUCACUUUUCAAUAUAAAAUAUAAAAUGUUAAUAAACUUUUGUUUACCUUUUCCAGAGACUCUUUGUUUU
Molecule: messenger RNA, 1517 nt
Organism: Spodoptera exigua (beet armyworm)
Lineage: Eukaryota; Metazoa; Arthropoda; Insecta; Lepidoptera; Noctuidae
Source: the annotation of a GenBank genome assembly